Sarcophilus harrisii (Tasmanian devil) is the source of this 2187-nucleotide messenger RNA. RefSeq names its product vegetative cell wall protein gp1-like. Bases 1 to 870 code for a protein of 289 amino acids. The transcript has 4 exons. The record is from RefSeq and is a predicted model, not a curated record. Lineage: Eukaryota; Metazoa; Chordata; Mammalia; Dasyuromorphia; Dasyuridae.
AUGACUUCGAUCGCUCGCCCGCUGGGCGUCCUUGACAGCCCGUCCGUCAUUGGUCCCUGGACACGUGGCUUGGGGAAGUUUGCAUUUCGAUUGGCGGAAACUCGGGGGGGGGGGCAGCGGACGACCCCGGUCCGCGCCUCUCCUCGCCCGGUCUCGGGCACGAAGACCCUGGCGGCGCUGCUUCCCCGCUCCCGCUCCCGCUCCCGCCCCCGCCCGCGGCUGUCCCGGCCCCGGCUCUCCCUGCCCCUUCCCGAGUCUCCCCAGCCUCCGCCCCUGCCGCUCCCGCCCCUGCCGUUGCCGGGCCUACCCCCGGGCUUGCCCCCCGGGCCGCCGGCGGCCUCGUCUCCGGCUGAGCGGCCGCUGCUGCCCGAGCUGCCGGUGCGGCCGUCGCCGCUGUCCCCCCGCGGCCCUCCCGGGGCCUACGUGGCGCUGCCCCCGCUCCCCGGGGAGGCGUCCGUCCUUCCCUUGCCUCCGCCGCCCAUUCUUUCUGAGCUGCCUCGUCUGCCCCGCGGGCCUCUAGCAGCCCCCUCUCACCUGCCGCUGCCUCCGCUGCCCCUAGGUUCCGAGGGCCCCCAGUUGGCGGCGCGCCCCUCACGGCCGGGUCCCCGGGCCGAGCCCCCCGCGCCGCCGCUGCCCCCGCUGCCCACCCGCCCCACCUUUCUGCGCCUCCUCGCCCCGCCGCCUGCUGCCUGCCCGGCCCUCCCGCGCCUGCCCCAGGAGCCGUUCCCCGUGGCCGCCCACCCCGUGGAGCACCGGCCGCUGCCCGCCUUCCCCAGUGCCCCCGUCCCGGCCCUUCCGCCGCCUCACUUCUUCCUCACCCCUCCUGGCUCCUGGACAGAGCGGGUGGCUCUGCAGAAAUAUACCCCCUGAACACCCGGAGCUCCCCACUCCGGUUGAGUCUUGGGUACGGUUGACCUCGUCUUGCAGACACCCUGGACGAGUGGCGCUCACUAAGUGGCCCUUUGAGCUUCGAAAGAGCCUCCGUCCUGUGUGGCGGACUGGUGGCUUGCGUCUUCGCCUCCAGCCGCCCCUCGCUGCCUCUGCCUGCGACCCCUGUGUCUCCCCAAGGGGUAGACCCCCACUUGUGGGGAAGAGACGCAGCAGGCGGGAGCAACAUAUAAAAGACCGGUGAUCUUGCUUUUUUGCUGUGUGGAAGAUGACUGCUAUAGGGACCUUAGGUCCCAAAAGAUGAAUCCAGACCAAGUGACCAGUCAAGUGUUUGGCUUUUCUGCAAGAAAAAGGUCCUGCCUCUAGUGUGACUGAGCCAGAAGAUCUAGUGGAAAAAAGUUCAAGAAUUCCUAAUUUUCAUCCCCUAAUUGGGGAUGGCAACUGACUCUGCCUAGUGGUCCUGAAUUAUUUGUUCCAUUCCAAAAUACUCCUUUUCCUAAGCAAAUGUUCCUCAUGACUUCUUUCCCUCAGAUUAAUGAGCUCAGUGAAGCUUUUCCACCUUGAGCCAGAAAUUCUGAGCAGCGGAUGCACAGACCCAGAAAGUUGGGACUGGGGUUUCAUUUCUUGUCUCUGUGGCAUUUAACACCAGUUAACAAUUGUGAAACCAGCCAUUGUCCCAGGCUUUUGGAAAGAAAUUGCCGUGUGGGACAAGUUUGCAUAACACUGAGGGGGAGUUUACUAGUUAACCCAGAAGCCAGGUGAAGAGGUGGGACUAGGAAGGGAAGGACUAAGGUCAGAGGUCAGAUCAACCGAAAACCCUUUAGGAAAAGAAAAGCCUGCUCGGUGAAGAAUUUGAAGGAAUCAGCCUACUUAUUUUCUGAGGCCCCCUAGGCGAGGAAUGUUGAUGACUUUAGCUAGAAGGAAGAAGGGAAGUAGGGGUCUUUAGUAGUAAUUCAUAAACUUGAUAAUUAGAUUACAGUUCCCUGUAAACCAAAAUUUGAUUGAGCUGAAACUGAUAAUACUGAUAUCUGGCCUAAGGAGCUCAGUGUUCCAUCCAGGUUUAAAGUUAAAGGUUAAACGGUAUUUAUUAAAAGUCUACAGUAUUAAGGUACCUAGUAUUAUUACAUGGCACAAUUUUAUUUGUAAAAAGUUUAUAAUCAAGACUGGCUCAGCAAAUAGGUUCUCUUUCUCUGGUCAUAUCUCUUUCCCUUUCCACCCAGAAAUAACCCAAAUUAUUAAAAUUUCUGGUUUUGAUGUUGGAAAUUUACAACUGAAUAAAGUAUUUGUUGUUUUUGUGUC